Messenger RNA from Salvia splendens (bonfire salvia), 2232 nucleotides. Its product is annotated as calcium-dependent protein kinase 28. The transcript has 12 exons. The record is from RefSeq and is a predicted model, not a curated record. Gene Ontology annotation, molecular function: protein kinase activity; ATP binding; calcium ion binding. Lineage: Eukaryota; Viridiplantae; Streptophyta; Magnoliopsida; Lamiales; Lamiaceae. Gene Ontology annotation, biological process: protein phosphorylation. Bases 332 to 2047 code for a protein of 571 amino acids.
AGAGCCGUCAAAAAUGAAAAUUUUAAGACAGAGAAGAAUAAAGAAAGAAAUUACUAGGAAGAGAGAACUGGAGAAGGAGAUUCAUUACAUUUGCGGUUUGCCCUCCCUUUGACCACAAGAUUCUUUGACCAUCACCUCACCUCCUUCCUCUCCUUCUCCUUCCUCCCUUCUUCCUCAUCUCGCUGGAUUUCAUUUCAAUUCAUCAUUCAACAGCCUUUUCCCCCUUCUAUUCUAUUCAUAUAUCUUCACCUCUUCCCAUCCCCUUUCCCACAUGAUUCAGCCGAUCUCCCUCCAAUCCUUCGAUUUCCGAGCAAGAAGAGGAAAUCUGUAAAUGGGUAUCUGCAAUUCCACCCCCAAGGACAGCGCCUCCAGCAGCGCCGCCGCCGCCAAACCCGCCGCAGAAGCCCACCACGAAAAAGGCAACGCCGCCUGGCCCGUCACCAAGCUACGCCCCCACUUCGCGUCGAAGAAGCAGGAGGGCUCCCAUCACAAACCCAAGGAUAAUAAUAAUCAGAAGAAUAAGCAACAGAAGCAGAAGCAGAAGCAGAAGCAGUCUCCGCACAAUGUGAAGCACAACCCGAGAAAGCAGAAUUUGUCGAUCCCUUGUGGGAAAAGAACCGAAUUUGCGUACGAGAAGGAUUUUAAUGAGAGGUAUACGAUUGGGAAAUUGCUGGGCCAUGGCCAAUUUGGCUAUACUUAUGUUGCUGUUGAUAACCGCAAUGGCGAUCGUGUUGCUGUCAAGAGAAUUGAGAAGAACAAGAUGGUUCUUCCAAUUGCUGUUGAGGAUGUGAAGAGAGAAGUCGAGAUAUUGAAAGCAUUAGACGGUCACGAGAACGUGGUUCAGUUCCAUAAUGCUUUCGACGAUGAUUCAUAUGUAUAUAUAGUGAUGGAGUUAUGUGAGGGUGGAGAGUUACUAGACCGUAUAUUAUCUAAAAAAGAUAACCGUUAUGCAGAGAAAGAUGCAGCAAUUGUUGUAAGGCAGAUGCUGAAAGUUGCCGCGGAAUGCCACUUACAUGGUUUGGUACACCGUGAUUUGAAGCCCGAGAACUUCUUGUUUAAGUCGGCCAAUGAGGAUUCACCACUGAAAGCUACAGAUUUUGGACUUUCAGACUUCAUAAAACCAGGAAAGAAGUUCCACGACAUUGUUGGGAGUGCAUAUUAUGUUGCUCCAGAGGUAUUGAAGCGUAGGUCAGGCCCGGAAUCAGAUGUAUGGAGCAUUGGUGUAAUUACUUACAUUUUGCUUUGUGGCCGUCGGCCCUUUUGGGAUAAAACUGAGGAUGGCAUAUUUAAGGAGGUUCUCAGAAACAAGCCUGAUUUUCGGCGGAAACCAUGGUCAAGUAUAAGCGAUGCUGCUAAAGAUUUUGUGAGGAAGUUGCUCGUGAAAGAUCCCCAUGCAAGACUUACUGCAGCCCAAGCUCUAUCUCAUCCAUGGGUACGGGAAGGAGGUGAAGCUUCAGAUAUUCCACUAGACAUAUCCGUUCUAGCCAACAUGCGGCGCUUUGUGACGUACAGCAGAUUGAAGCAGUUUGCACUUAGGGCACUGGCUGGCACAAUUGACAAGGAAGAGCUGGCUGAUCUACAAGAUCAGUUCGAUGCAAUUGAUGUGGAUAAAAACGGAUCCAUCAGUCUCGAGGAAAUGAGACAAGCCUUGGCGAAGGAUCUCCCUUGGAAGUUAAAAGAAUCACGCGUUCUUGAAAUCCUUCAAGCGAUUGAUAGUAACACCGAUGGACUAGUAGAUUUCUCGGAGUUUGUUGCUGCGACUGUUCACGUGAAUCAGCUGGAGGAACACAACUCAGAGAAAUGGCAGAUGAGGUCCAAGGCCGCUUUUGAAAAAUUCGACGUUGACAAAGAUGGAUAUAUAACACCAGAGGAAAUCAAAAUGCACACGGGGCUAAGGGGUUCGAUGGACAUGCUUCUAGAAGAAGCGGAUAUCGACAAAGAUGGGAAGAUCAGCUUGUCAGAAUUCCGCAGGCUGUUGAGAACUGCGAGUAUGAGCUCGACCAGUGUCACUCCAAGAGGUAAUCAGCAUCAAAAAAAGAUGUCUUGACAAGCAUGGUUUCGGCUUGUGUAACUAAGUUUUGGGCGUUGCUCUCGUUCUCAAUCGUAGUUUGGUUUCUUGCUGUAAAUUGUUUGUUGCUGCUGUUGGACCAUCUUUUCACUCUUACAUGUAUGUAUAUACGUAUCUACCAAUUGAUUAUACUUAAGUAAAUGAAAUUCAUUUAAUUUCUCGUA